This is a messenger RNA of Limulus polyphemus (Atlantic horseshoe crab), 1901 nucleotides long. RefSeq lists its product as uncharacterized. The record is from RefSeq and is a predicted model, not a curated record. Lineage: Eukaryota; Metazoa; Arthropoda; Merostomata; Xiphosura; Limulidae. Bases 304 to 1551 code for a protein of 415 amino acids. The transcript is spliced from 22 exons.
AAAGUAUAUUGUUAUAUAGAUAUAUAUAAUCCACUACUGAAUAUUUUAAUUAUUACGAAAUUGCAGUUUGCAUCUUUGAUUUCAAUGGUUGAGCUCUGACCUAGCAGAAGGGAAUUCCCAAGGUUUUCCAAACUCAUACUUGAGGGCUAUUAGCGAGCUCUCGUGACACAAACGUGUUUGGCGUAUAUAUAUUAAUAUCAGCGUGGUAACACACUAGUUUUUGAAUACAGAAAACUCUGUUAAGCGGACUGUAACUAACGCAAGUCGACCCUGAGACUCGUUACAAGCUACGAGAAGUCGGAAAUGAAUCUUCUACUCGUAACGUUGGUAUCUUAUGUGUUCAUUGCUGGCAGUGUAGAAGGAAAAGGACCGGGGCAACGGUUGCUAUGUAGUUCGAAAUUCCCAAGAUUUGUCGACUGUCUGAGCAAGUAUGGACACUUCAAGUUGAAUCAGACUUACUGGGAAUGUCGUGAGAGGAGCUCCCCCAAUGUCCACGAUUCAAAGUUUUUCAAGUUUGUUUGCAUUGACCAUGGAGUUAGAAGAACGUUUGGAGAAUGUAUUCAUGAGAAACAACAACCCGAGCCGCUACCACUCAUACCCGAGGAAUGUACCAAGCUCUAUGGAGGAAGGUUGGCUCGAUUGGGGAAAAGGGUGCGUCAGUAUAUCUGUAGUAACAAAGCACGAUAUGACUGCAUAAGAAGUAACUCUCCAUCAGAGAAAUUAGAAGUUAUGGAUAAAUGCCGUCAGAUGGCGUUCCCAGAUGUCAGCGCAGAUGAAUUUUUCGGCGUCUUAUGUGACAAUUCAGAUCCUUCAGUUGUAGAGAGCUCUGGCGAGUGGGGCCUCUGUAUGAAGAAUAACACAAAAAGCACUCGAGGUGUGGGUGGGCCGCUUUCUUUCAUACCGGAAUGUCACCGUGUCCCAUCUUCAUCGAUCUCCAAAAAACGCAUCCAACAAGCACAGCUCGAAGACAAGGGGAAACAAGUUCAAAAGUUUUUAUGUGGUAACAGAGCUCGCUACGACUGUAUCCGUCAGAGGGCGCCUUCCAAGGAGCUGACCAUGUUGGAUGGUUGUAUGAAAAAGUCGUUUCCUGGAGUUAGUACAGAUGAAUUUCUUGAUGUUAUUUGUACAGACCCAGAUUCUCAAACAAUGAGCAGAACAAGUCAGUGGGCAGCUUGUGUAAUUGAAAAUACCAAUGAAGCGACUAGGAAAGGUAGUUUACCAUAUUACAUGCAGGAAUGCCAAAACGCAGUAACACCAACUACGACGAAAGAAACGCCAGUUGUUCUGACAGUAAGAGCUCUCAUCGUAAGGAACUUCUUUUGCGGGAAUUGGAGCCGUUACGAGUGUUUGAAACACGAAGCACCUAGAGAUGUGCAGACCAUUUUACUGUCGUGCAGUGGACUGGCGGAUGAGGAGCUUAAAGAAACAUUAUGCUCUUCAGAUGACGAUCACAAUCAGUUCAUCAACAAGUGGGUGGACUGUGUUAGAAGUGGAGUUUUAAGGACUCAAGCAGGACAAACAAGCACAUUCCUUGAGAAAUGCGUGGCAUAACCGGACAGAAGGAAGUGAUCAACUCGAUAUAUAAAAUAUAUUUUCCCAUUCCCCGAAUAUUGUUUUUAGUUGUCUUUUCGAAAUGAAGUUAUUGGUUAGUGAACAAAAUAAACUGUAUAUUAACUGUUUGUAAACAAUAUCCAAAACUACAGUUAAAAAAUAACUGAAAGAAAAAUGAAAUUGUGUACCAGCGCAUUUACAAAAGUAUAUUUUGUAUUAUCUAGAAACGAAUUUCCAUUUUAAUGAAUGUUGAAGAAUAGUAAUACCUUUUUAUAAUGUUCUACUAAUUUUUACUUAAAUAUGUUGUUUUCUCGUUGUUAUGAAAUUAAACGGAUUCAUUGUCAGAUUAA